UAUUUGAAAGUUCCCUGAGAACUUUCAGUCAAUAUAAAAAAUUUUUACGUAUAAUGUUGGACUACGCAUUAAAAUUAAGACUCGUGCUAGUAUUAGCCAAUGUACAGGCUAUGCAGGGGAAAGCUGACGAAGCAAUUGCACCACCAGUACCGGGACACGUUGGUGCAUGAGAAUACUCCGUAUGCCGUAUUUUUGCCCGAUCCUCUGAAGUCGUUCGUCUUUGUGACAAUAUACGAUUCCCCGCUUAUGAGUUGCGAUAACGUCACCUGCCUAGACUACAAUCUUUUCAAGUGCGAUUUGGAUCACAAUAUUAAAUUUGCGGUGUCUAUGAUGUUUUGUUAUAUAUAUCCAUUACGUUAUGUUGAGGAUCUCAUAGACAACUGUAUGGACACAAGAACUUCCAAAUUUCGCAUUAUAGAUAAGUCCAUUUUACAUUAUGCCGAUAUCGAAAGUGGGUUCAAAGCGACGACCAAGAAAUGGUGGCUACUGUCCAUCACUCUACUGUUUGCAGUAAGUUGGUAUCUCGAAAAUUUGGCAUUGGGAUAACGAUUGCGCGUCGAACCAUUUCCUAUAGCAUAUUUGAAAUGUCGAACAUAGCAUGCUAUAUCAAAUUGUUCG
This is a messenger RNA of Drosophila hydei, 618 nucleotides long. RefSeq lists its product as uncharacterized. Lineage: Eukaryota; Metazoa; Arthropoda; Insecta; Diptera; Drosophilidae. The transcript has 2 exons. Bases 100 to 546 code for a protein of 148 amino acids. The record is from RefSeq and is a predicted model, not a curated record.